AUCAAACAAGCCUUUGAUUCAUGAACUCUGUUCAAGUAACCUGAAUUUCCACCAGCCAGAACCACGUGCUUUUCAUCGAUCGUCGUCUCCUCCGUCGUCAUCUUCCGUGUUUCUUUUUUCUCUGCGCUUAUCCUUCGAUGAUACUUCCACAGUGGUGAAUGUACGCAAGUUCGGCAUCAACCAACCCAUCGGCGAUUUGUCGACACUAGACCUAGCUUAACUCAGAUUGGAUUGCCCGAGCUCCAAGAUUGAAGCCGUAAACCCUGGAAUCCUUCUGAACUUCGGACCCCAAUUCUAAUAUUCGAGUCUGGGUUUGAAUUAAGGAACUGGGAAUCGGGUUUGGGCGGAAAAUCCGAUCAAAGUUACGAACUUUGGUUCGGUACCGGAGAAGAAGAUGGAGCAGCUGAAGACCAUUGGGCGGGAGCUCGCAAUGGGAUCGCAAGGCGGGUUCGGUCAGUCGAAGGAAUUCCUUGACCUUAUAAAGUCGAUCGGCGAGGCCCGAUCCAAGGCGGAAGAGGACCGGAUCGUGGUGAACGAGAUCGAAACCCUCAAGCGCCGCAUAGUGGAGCCGGAUAUCCCCAAGAGGAAGAUGAAGGAGUUCAUAAUGCGGCUCGUGUACAUUGAGAUGCUCGGCCAUGAUGCGUCCUUUGGGUACAUUCAUGCCGUGAAGAUGACACAUGAUGACAAUCUGCAGCUGAAGAGAACUGGAUAUCUUGCGGUGACAUUGUUUCUGAACGAGGACCAUGAUUUGAUCAUCUUGAUUGUGAACACGAUUCAGAAGGACUUGAAGUCUGAUAACUACUUGGUCGUCUGUGCAGCUCUGAAUGCCGUUUGUAGGUUGAUUAACGAAGAGACAAUUCCGGCCGUGUUGCCUCAGGUGGCGGACCUGUUGGGGCACGCCAAGGAGGCUGUUAGGAAGAAGGCUGUCAUGGCACUCCACAGGUUUUACCAGAAGUCUCCAUCUUCUGUUCUUCACCUUGUCUCCAAUUUCAGAAAGAAGCUAUGCGAUAGUGAUCCUGGUGUCAUGGGUGCUGCUCUCUGUCCUCUUUUCGAUCUUAUUACAAUCGAUGUUGAUUCCUAUAAAGAUUUAGUGGUGAGCUUUGUGAGCAUUCUCAAGCAAGUAGCUGAAAGGAGAUUGCCUAAGAGCUAUGAUUAUCAUCAAACACCUGCUCCAUUCAUACAGGUAAAAUUGCUGAAAAUUUUGGCUCUACUUGGAUCUGGUGACAAAAAAACAAGUGAACACAUGUAUACCAUUGUUGGUGAAAUAAUGAGAAAGUGUGAUUCAACAACUAAUAUAGGAAAUGCUAUUCUAUAUGAAUGCAUUUGCUGUGUUUCCUCCAUCCAUCCAAAUCCCAAGCUACUAAAAUCUGCAGCAGAUGCAAUUGCCAAGUUUUUCAAGAUCGAUAGCCAUAAUCUCAAGUAUUUAGGCAUUGAUGCACUUGGAAGAUUGAUAAAGAUUAGCCCAGAAAUUGCGGAACAACACCAGCUAGCUGUAAUAGAUUGCCUAGAGGACCCAGAUGACACCCUAAAGCGAAAGACUUUUGAGCUUCUUUAUAAAAUGACAAAGUCGUCAAACGUGGAAGUUAUUGUGGACAGCAUGAUUGCUUACAUGAUAAGCCUGAAUGAUACCCAUUACAAAACUGAAAUAGCAUCUAGAUGUAUUGAACUUGCAGAACAAUUUGCCCCAAGCAAUCAAUGGUUUGUCCAGACAAUGAACAAAGUAUUUGAGCAUGCGGGGGAUUUAGUGAACAUAAAGGUUGCACAUAACUUGAUGAGACUGAUAGCAGAAGGGUUUGGAGAAGAUGAUAAUAGUGCUGACAGUCAGCUGAGAUCUUCUGCUGUUGAAUCAUAUUUGCACAUCAUGGGAGAGCCAAAACUUCCCUCUGUGUUUCUCCAAGUCAUUUGUUGGGUUUUGGGAGAAUAUGGAACUGCUGAUGGGAAGUACUCUGCUGCCUAUGCAACUGGGAAAAUUUGUGAUGUUGCAGAGGCACAUUCAACUGAUGACACUGUCAGGGCCUAUGCAAUAUCUGCACUUACAAAAAUAUAUUCAUUUGAGCUAGCAGCAGGAAGAAAAAUUGAUAUGUUGCCUGAGUGUCAAUCAUUUGUCGAAGAAUUACUAGCGUCCCACUCCACAGAUUUACAGCAACGUGCAUAUGAACUUCAAGCUGUCCUUAGCUUAGAUCCUCCUGCUCUUCAAAAUAUAAUGCCAAUGGAUGCAAGCUGUGAAGAUGUUGAGGUUGAUCAGAGCCUUUCCUUCCUCAAUGGCUAUGUUCAAGAGUCCUUGGAAAAGGGCGCCCGGCCUUAUAUCCCAGAGGCUGAACGCCAUGGAGCGUUGAACGCCGCUGUCUCUUACUCCAAGAAUCAAGACCACCAAAAUGGGACUUAUCCCCAUUCUCUGAGAUUCGAAGCUUACGAGCUCCCUAAACCCUCAUCAAUGGCUGCUGUUCCAAUUUCACUAUCCUCAUCUUCUUCCUCCUCCUCAACCAACAUUAUUGUUCCCAUUUCCCAACCUUCUUCCUAUCAUCAUGGAGAAGGAGCCUAUGAAAAAGCUUCUGCUUCCGAUUCUGGGAUCAAGCUCCGUCUUGAUGGUAAAGUCGUUGCCGAUGUUGAUCCAGAGAAACAGAAACUAGCCGCUUCGCUUUUCGGCGCCGGGUCAAAACCCGAAAGACGGCAACACUCUUCUGCAACUGCCCACCACAGCAGAGCUUCUUCCAACAGUGGCGUGCUGGUAAAACCGGCAACCCCACAGCCACCACCUCCGGACUUGCUUGACUUGGGUGGGGAACCGACCACUAGUGCCGCGACACCCACCGUAGCACAACCACUGAUGGAUGAUCCUUUCAUACAAUUGGAAGGCCUUCUUGAUGAUGUCAGCCAAGUCUCCCUUCAUGGCGACGCGGCGACGACUUCAAAGUGGCAAAUUGACACAAAUGGACAUGGAGGAAAUGCGGCACAGGAAGCGAGCAAGGGGCAAAAACCCAGAGAUGGCAUAGAAAAGGAUGCUCUUGUGAGGCAAAUGGGAGUGACACCAUCCACUCAAAAUCCCAACCUGUUCCGGAAUCUGCUCGGGUAAGUAUUUAUAUUAUAUAUUAUAUAUAUACACUCCGUAUAUAUUUUCGGGACCCACUCGUUUGAAUGUUUAUUUGGGUUAACCACCCAUGGUUAAAGCUAAACCUGUGCCAUGGUGUGGUAAACCUGGGAUUGUUUGUAUCAGUUAAUGGCAUGCAUGCACGGUUAGUGUAGAUAGUGAGGCCUGAUAGAGGAGAGGAAUUAGAGAGGCACAUGAACUUCACAUGAUUUCUA
Cuscuta campestris is the source of this 3303-nucleotide messenger RNA. The record is from the annotation of a GenBank genome assembly. NCBI's taxonomy places the organism in Eukaryota, Viridiplantae, Streptophyta, Magnoliopsida, Solanales, Convolvulaceae.